Messenger RNA from Colletotrichum scovillei, 3008 nucleotides. RefSeq lists its product as uncharacterized. Bases 649 to 1566 code for a protein of 305 amino acids. The transcript has 2 exons. The record is from RefSeq and is a predicted model, not a curated record. Lineage: Eukaryota; Fungi; Ascomycota; Sordariomycetes; Glomerellales; Glomerellaceae.
GGUUUCUCUCCACCCAAUGUGCCGCGAGGGGAACCUUGCUUUCCCGGCCUUCUCCUUGCAAGCUCACAGCUUCACUCUCGUCGCUCGAGGUCCGCUCCCUGUUGUCCAUAGGUAGAGGUAGAGGUAGAGCUAAGGGUCAGCACAGCGCACACACACACUCACACUCACACACUUUCUCUCUCACAGCACGGAAGCUGUGUCCGCAAUGGCUGAGGCAAUAGCAAUGGCGUGUUCCGAGCCCGCCCUUUCCGUUGCUGAUUCGUCCCGUCCCCCGUGGAACCAGAAGCGUUCCCUCCCACCCCCAGUGUCUCCUGCCUCCCAACCCCAUGUUUCUUCCGUGCGAUGACUUGCUGUGUGGUUGCAGCAAGGCCCAGCCGGUGAGGAGCAGGAGCUCUGCCGAGUCCCAUGCUCCGACGCCAACCUCACCUCUUCUCUUCUUCCCUCUCUUCCUUUCGUCUUUCCUCCUGCCACAAACUUCACCCACUAUUCUUCAGCUAUCUCAUCUCCAAUCGGCAUCACCACAGCCAUUUCCAUCAUCUACUACUCACAUCGAUUCUCGAAUUCGGCCAUUGAGCCCUUUCACACCACCGACUGCUACAUCUCUGAUCGCGCACUGUGCGCCCACCGGAUACCCGUUACGUCAUCGCAAUGGACCCCAAUCCCGUUCCUGGAGCUGUCCCAGCCGCAGCUGGCAUCGACAAAGCUCCCGAGACUGUCGCAACCACCACCGCCACCACCGCCGCGGAUGAGAAGCCCACAGAGACUGUAGCUUCGGAGACGAAGCCAGUCGAAGAGAAGAAGGACGAGGUCGCACCAGUCGGAGAGAUAUCAGCUGCUGAGCCUGCCGAGCCCGCCAAACUUGCGGACCCUCCUGCUUUGGCCCCACCGGCCGAUGCGCCAACUGCACCAGCUGCGGCUGAAGCUAACGCCGAUGCGCCCAAGCCGGCUUCCGUCGAGGAAAUCCCCGACAAAGACGGCCCCGUUGCGACGACGGGAACCGAGGAGGCCAAGGUCAUCCCCGCUGAACAGCCUGCGGAGAAGACGGCUGCAACCUCUGUACCCAUCGCCGAGCCCGUCAAGGAAUCCGUCGAAGAGCCUAUCCCGCAACAGAUACUCAAGGCACCCGCGGUUGAGGAAGAGGCAGUCAAGGAACCAAUCAUCGAGAAGCCCGAAGCCGCCAAUGGCGCUGCCACCAAGGAUGUCGAGAUGACCGGUGCCCUUAACGACGCCGAGCCCACCGGCACUGGAGAGCGCGAGGCCGCGCCGCAGGCCAAGACGAGCAACAAGCGCAAAGCGGACGAGCUAACCGAGACCAACGGCACCAAUGGCACCAACGGCACUAAUGGUGUCGAAGCUGUCGAGGCUGCUCCGGAGGAAAAGCCCGCAGAGAAGAAGGCCAAGAGAGGCCCUGGACGACCCCCUUCAAAUGGUGCUGCGAAGCCAGUCAAGGAGAGUCCCAAGAAGGAGAAGGAAUCUUUCGGCCACAAGGUCGCCAGUAAGGUUAAAAAGGUUCUGCACUCUCCCGGUCGAACUGAGCGCAAGACUCGCUCUCAAGGACCCGUCUAAAGCAGGCCACGCAGUGAGUCGAAUGCUUCUGAGGCACGUACCCGUAUCGCCUCGGAUUUCCUUGAAUGUCAAAGAGUCCUACAGACUACUCUAGCAACAACGAGACCAUAAUGGUCGAAGCUUGGGUUUGGACCAGCCGGGCGGGCGUCUCUCUUUUCACCCCGCGGAUUUAUGAUGGGUAGGCAAAAAGGGGGCGCGGGUUUUUGUUUCUGCUUCUUUCUUUUUGUCAUUGUAGCUCAGGUCGUAGUCGUAUCGACACUGAGUGGGAGGAAAUUAGGAUACUGUAUAUACUAGGACGCUUGCACAUGCAGCUUACCAGUCUCGUCGUAGUUUUUUUAUGCAACUUAUGAUGGGAGAGCAAGGUUGAGGGAUGAUUCGACUCAGAAACACGGGCAGUCGAGAAUCGUGAGGCAAUCAUGGCAUUUGACAAGAACUUUUGUUUACUUGCUUUCGUGUCCUCGCUUUGAUGGUCGUCAAGAAUGCCAAGUGACAAUCAACAGGUCAACAGCAGACAUGUGAAAUCAAGUGACGAGGGUGCAGUGUCGAGUCGGACGUCUUACUAUUUCAAUAGUGAGCGAGCCCAUCGAACCCCUACUUGUCGAGUAGAACGUGCCUUGAGGCUCAGAGGCGAAGGCAAGAAGUUAUCUCAUGGCUGGGUAGGACCUUUGAAUCAAGAUAUUAUGGGCUCUGAUAACUCGAUGAUUUGACUUGGCACUUAAAUGUCGAUGGUUCAAGGUGACGGGGCCUUGAAUGAUGUAUCAACCCUCUCUGAACGCCGCUGUGAGUUCAGCUGAUAUGAUUGUCGCCACGUCCUCGACGCGUAUCUCCAGCUUAGAGGGAAGUCGUGAUAUCUACAAAAAGUACCUCACGCACUCACGCAUAGGCACAUUAGGGUAGGUAUUGUACAUCUCGAUCGCCUGCACAUCGGACUGCCAGCAGCAGUGCUCCGAGUCGGAAGAAAUUUGUGGAAUCUGCGCCAAAGUCUUUGGAUGCUCAAACGCUGUCCAGAUUCACAGAUACGGAAUAGCUUCUGAUCAUGUUUUUGAGGGAUCAAUGGAGCAAAGAGGCGGGAUGACGUCUACAGGAUACGCGGGGGUUUCGACUUGGGGCGAGGAAAAGGGCUCCUUUCGAAGCGGUCCAGACCGUGACGGAAGCAGUGGAUUUCUCCACACACCGCGUCACCCCGAAAGUCAAGGGUUUGUCGAUCAAUUCGUCGUCGACUUACGUGGGUGCGGGUUUAGGGGGGCGUAACAGAGGAGGAGAAGCUGCAAGCACAUGCGCUGUUGUUGUAUGUUACCUCUGGGUUGGGACGACGUUCUAUCCGCGUCCUUCAGCCCUUUUGAGGGUUCACAUAUUUCAGGAACGGGCUGUGCCGGAAUGAAGGAUGUUUGAGAAGCUUUCGGGAGAUGGCGAGAUGGAUGAAUGGGGAAUGAGAGCUGGGC